This is a messenger RNA of Carassius auratus (goldfish), 3663 nucleotides long. RefSeq names its product mucin-5AC-like. The record is from RefSeq and is a predicted model, not a curated record. Gene Ontology annotation, cellular component: extracellular matrix. The coding region runs from base 19 to 3663 and encodes 1214 amino acids. NCBI's taxonomy places the organism in Eukaryota, Metazoa, Chordata, Actinopteri, Cypriniformes, Cyprinidae. The transcript is spliced from 26 exons. Gene Ontology annotation, molecular function: protein binding.
CCAACUGCCACGAUAGACAUGGUUUUAGGAGUGAGUUCACAACACAAUGAGCAGGUUUGCAGUGUCUGGGGGAACUAUCAUUACAAGACCUUCGACGGGAACUACUUCCAGCUUCCAGCUUCAUGCAACUACAUCUUGACGUCGCACUGUUCGUCCAGCUAUGAGGACUUUAACAUCCAGCUGAGACAUCAGGUGGAGAACGAUGAACCCACCAUCAGCAAAAUCACCAUGAGGCUUCAGGGGACGAUCAUAGAGCUGACCAAAGGCUCGCUCAGUGUCAACGGGCAAAUAGUCACACUUCCAUUUAGCAGCUCUGAAGUUUUCAUCGAGAAGAGGACAUCUUAUAUUUCAGUCAAGGCUAUUUUGGGGCUAAUGGCAAUGUGGAAUGGAGAUGAUUCGUUCAUGGUCAAGUUGGAUGAAAAAUACAGAAAUCAAACGUGUGGACUUUGUGGAGACUACAACGGAAUCGAGGUUUACAAUGAAUUCAUCAGUGACGGAAAUACGCUGUCCGUGUCUGAUUAUGGGAACCUCUGGAAGCUGGACGGUCCAACAGAAGUCUGCAAGGAAGACACCGUACCUCUUGAAGAAAACUGUGGAGAUGAGAAUUUCUGCCAUGAUAUCUUCUCCAGUUCAGUGUUCAAUGAUUGCAGAGGUCGUGUUUCCAUUGAUUCAUUUGUCCAAGUAUGCAUGGAAGACCUGUGCCAUUGCAACAGCACCUCUGGAUCCUUCUGCCUAUGCAAAACCAUCGGCGAAUAUUCAAGGCAGUGUGUGCAUGCAGGUGGAAAGCCUGAAGAAUGGAGAUCAGAAUAUUUUUGCCCACGUCCGUGCCCAGCAAGCAUGAUCCACCAAGAGUGUGGAAAUCCCUGCACUGACACCUGCACAAACCCUGAAAUAGGACAAGUGUGUGAGCACCACUGCACCGAUGGAUGCUUCUGCCCUCCUGGCACUGUUUUUGACGAUAUACACAAUACCGGCUGUAUCCCACACAGUGAAUGCUCCUGCGUCCUCGGAGGUCAAAUAUUCGCCUCAGGGGAGAAUUACACAAGCAGCUGCAGAGACUGCACGUGUGAACAUGGACAGUGGAACUGUAUCCAGAAAGAUUGCCCACAGUCAUGCUCAGUAGAGGGAGGAUCUCAUAUCACCACUUAUGAUGGAAAAGCCUACACCUUUCAUGGGGACUGCACUUAUGUCCUGUCCAAACAUUGUGCUACUGCUAAACAAUGUAAUGACUGCUAUCAAAUAAAACAUGCAGAAAAGUUAACCCUGUCCAUGUUUUCUUCUUUUCUAAAGCAAUGCUCAGGCACAGAAUUCACAGUUCAAGGAGACCUGGUGAAAUGUGGUGUGACUGAAACUGAAACCUGCUUGAAGUCAGUAACGCUGGCGUUGUUAGAUGGAGCUAAUGUGAUCAAAGUGGAUUCCAGUGGAAAUAUUGAGGUCAACAGAAUAAUUGCCCAGGUUCCACUUUUUACAGCUGAUGUGAGCAUUUUCAAGCCCUCCUCAUUCUACAUUGUCAUUCAGGCCCAUUUGAUUGGGCUUCGUCUAGAGAUCCAGCUUGUCCCGCUCAUGCAACUUUACAUCACAGCCAAUUCCGCGUACCAAGGAGAAACAUGCGGUCUUUGUGGCAAUUUCAACAACAUUGAGGCUGAUGAUUUCACAACCAUUGGUGGACUCAGGGAAGGAACCGCUUUAGAUUUUGCCAACACCUGGAAAACCAGAGCAAGUUGCCCUGAUGUCAAAAGAAACUUUGAGAAUCCUUGCAGUCUUAGCACUGAAAAUGAGCAAUAUGCACAGCACUGGUGUUCCCUGCUCUCAGAUCCCUCAUCAGUGUUUGCCCCCUGCCACUCUGAAAUCAGUCCUGAAGUCUACAAGGCAAAUUGCAUAUAUGACAGCUGCAACUGUGAGAAAAGUGAGGACUGCAUGUGUGCAGCUUUGUCUUCAUACGUUCAUGCAUGUGCUGCCAGAGGGAUUGCUCUUGACGGAUGGAGAGAUGCUGCCUGCUUAACGUACACGCUAACCUGCCCCAGCACCACGGUCUACUCUUAUAAAAUGACCAGCUGUGACCGCACUUGCCGAUCCCUCAGCCAAUCAGACAACACCUGCGCUGUUGACUUCGUGCCAGUAGAUGGCUGUGGCUGUGCAGAAGGAACAUACAUGAACGAGAAUGGUGACUGUGUUGAACCUGCCAGCUGCUCUUGUUAUGAUUCAGGAAAAAUCAUUCCUGCUGGAGAAAGAAUCUCUAAAGAUGGUGGAUCAUGUAUUUGCGAGCAAGGCAGACUGAGCUGUACUGGGGUAUCAAAUGGGGAAGAGUGCCAAGAUCCAAUGACGUUUUUCAACUGCUCCAGUGCUAGCCCUGGAUCCACAGGAUCAGAGUGUCAGAAGAGCUGCAACACAUUAGACAUGGCUUGCAUCAGCACGGAGUGUGUGUCUGGCUGUGUGUGCCCCUCUGGACUGGUGUCUGAUGGAAAAGGUGGCUGUAUCGCUGAAAACCUGUGCCCUUGCUUCCAUAACGGAGUUGCCUACCAACCUGGAGAAAGCAUUAAGACUGACUGUAACACAUGUACUUGCAAGGAUAGACGAUGGAUCUGUACCACAAACCAGUGCAGUGGGACAUGCAGCAUCUAUGGAGAUGGGCAUUAUAAAACGUUUGAUGAGAAAAGAUACGUCUUCAGUGGAAACUGUGAAUACAGCCUUGUUCAGGACUUCUGCAACAACACAACUGGCACUUUUAGAGUCAUUACUGAAAACAUUCCCUGUGGAUCCACCGGCACCACUUGUUCCAAGACUAUCAAGCUGUUUCUUGGCAGCAAUGAGCUUAGACUGACAGAUGGAUCCUACCAAGUUGUUCAUAGAGAUUUAGGAGAGGAGAUUCCCUACCAGAUGCGCACCAUGGGACUUUACUUGGUGAUUGAGGCCAAUAAUGGUCUGACGCUUAUAUGGGACAGAAAAACAACUAUUCACAUCAAACUGAGUCCAGAGUUUAAUGGCCGCGUGUGUGGUCUGUGUGGAAACUACGAUGGAAACGCGAACAAUGACUUCACCACGCGCAGUCAAGCAAUUGCUGUUGAAACCCUGGAUUUUGUAAACAGCUGGAAGCUCUCUAAUUGUCCAGAUGCAACCCUCAUCCAAGAUCCUUGUGUCCAUAAUCCAUAUAGAGGGGCAUGGGCACAGAGGCAGUGUAGCAUCAUUACUAGCAGUGUCUUCUCAACCUGUCAUUCACAGGUGGACCCCUCUCCUUUUUAUGAUGCCUGUGUGAGAGAUGCAUGUGCUUGUGAUAGUGGUGGAGAUUAUGAGUGUUUUUGCACUGCUGUAACAGCCUAUGCAGAAGCAUGUAAUGAGGCUGGAGCCUGCGUUGCUUGGAGAACACCUAAAAUAUGCCCAAUGUUUUGUGAUUAUUACAACCCCCCUGAUGAAUGUGAGUGGCAUUACAAACCUUGUGGAGCACCUUGUAUGCAGACGUGUAGAAACCCCUCUGGACACUGCUCUAGUCAGAUACCAGCACUUGAAGGUUGCUAUCCUAAAUGCCCUCCUGAGCAGCCUAUUUUUGAUGAGGAUAACAUGAAGUGUGUGACACAGGAAGAUUGUGGCUGUUUUGUUGAUAUGUUACAUUAUGAGGUUGGCCAGCAGGUGCCAACCUCAGAGAACUGUCAGUCAUGGUAUGUGUAG